This is a messenger RNA of Sesamum indicum (sesame), 2413 nucleotides long. RefSeq names its product Nucleotide-diphospho-sugar transferases superfamily protein (gene ATCSLA09). Gene Ontology annotation, molecular function: mannan synthase activity. The record is from RefSeq and is a predicted model, not a curated record. NCBI's taxonomy places the organism in Eukaryota, Viridiplantae, Streptophyta, Magnoliopsida, Lamiales, Pedaliaceae. Gene Ontology annotation, cellular component: Golgi apparatus.
ACUCUCUCUCUCUCUCUCUCUCUCUCUCUCUCUCUCUCUCUAUCUCUUCAUUCUGCUUCUUUCUUUCUCCAUUACUUUCCCUUGUAUCAAACCUGCAUUGUUUCUGUUUCUGAUGAAAAGGGAAUUGACGAACGUGUGGUGUUUUCAUUGUUGAGCUUCGUGGUGAUGUAUAAAAGGGUUGUGUUAUCCUGAAAUCUUUUGGGUGAAGGGAGUUUUUGUUGAUGAAAACAGAGUGGGAGGUUUGAGCAAAGUGUGUUUCUCUGACAUUCCAGCUCUGCUUUUGCUUCCGAGGGAAGCAAAAAUUAAAAGAGAUAUUCUUGUGCUUUUCGCAAAGGAGGAAAAGAAAAAGCCUAUAUAUACCCCUCAACAGAUCUUCAUUUUUCUCUCAAAAUCUUUCCCCUGUUUUUGCUUUUGUUUAACACUGAAAUGGAGCAGUUCUCAUCGAGUACGCUGUUGCCCGACACGUUUGCGGGCGGUAGAGGUGAUAUGACUGAGCAAUUCUUGGUAAUAUGGAGCCAGAUCAGGGCGCCGUUGAUCGUCCCUUUGCUUAGAGUUGCUGUGUUUUUGUGCUUGGCAAUGUCGGCCAUGUUGUUCGUUGAGAGGGUGUACAUGGCAGUUGUCAUUACUCUGGUGAAGCUCUUUGGUCGGAAGCCCGACAAACGCUACAAAUGGGAGCCAUUGAAGGACGAUUUGGAGCUCGGGAACUCGGCUUACCCCAUGGUUCUUGUUCAAAUUCCAAUGUACAAUGAGAAGGAGGUGUAUCAGCUCUCAAUCGGAGCUGCAUGUGGGCUUUCUUGGCCAUCUGAUCGGAUUAUCAUUCAAGUUCUCGAUGAUUCAACUGACCCCAUCAUCAAGAAUUUGGUGGAAAUGGAGUGCCAGAGAUGGGCAAGCAAGGGAAUAAACAUCAAGUACGAAAUUCGGGACAACAGGAAUGGUUACAAAGCCGGGGCAUUGAAGGAAGGCCUGAAGCACUCGUACGUGAAGCAAUGUGACUACGUUGCCAUUUUCGACGCGGAUUUCCAACCUGAACCUGAUUUCCUUUGGCGAACCAUACCCUUUCUAGUUCACAACUCCCAACUCGCCCUCGUUCAAGCCCGCUGGAAAUUCGUAAAUGCUGAUGAAUGCUUGAUGACAAGAUUGCAAGAAAUGUCACUGGACUAUCAUUUCACUGUGGAGCAAGAAGUUGGUUCCUCCACAUAUGCUUUCUUUGGCUUCAAUGGAACUGCUGGUGUGUGGAGAAUUGCAGCAAUUAAUGAGGCCGGAGGAUGGAAGGAUCGGACGACGGUUGAGGAUAUGGACUUGGCUGUCCGGGCUAGUCUCAAAGGAUGGAAAUUCUUGUAUCUUGGUUCUCUCAAGGUGAAAAACGAAUUGCCAAGCACGUUCAAGGCGUACCGCUACCAACAGCACCGUUGGUCGUGUGGCCCUGCCAAUCUGUUCAGAAAAAUGCUUGUCGAGAUUAUAAGGAACACGAAAGUAUCAUUGUGGAAGAAGGUUCAUGUGAUAUACAGUUUCUUCUUCAUAAGAAAGAUUGUAGCCCAUAUAGUCACAUUCGUGUUCUAUUGCGUUGUACUGCCUGCUACUGUGUUAGUACCUGAAGUCCAGAUUCCCAAGUGGGGAGCCGUUUACGUACCUUCAAUCAUCACCCUUCUCAAUGCAGUUGGAACUCCAAGAUCACUCCAUUUGCUCGUUUUUUGGAUCCUUUUCGAGAACGUAAUGUCUCUGCACCGCACAAAAGCUACCUUCAUUGGCUUGCUGGAGGCCGGGAGAGUGAAUGAGUGGAUCGUCACUGAGAAACUCGGUGAUGCUCAUAAACUGAAAUCAGCACUCAAAGCUUUCAGACGACCUCGCUUCCGACUUGGAGAAAGAAUCCAUUUGUUAGAGCUUGCAACUGGCGGAUACCUCUUCUUCUGCGGUUGCUACGACAUCGUGUUCGGGAAGAAUCACUAUUUCAUCUACCUCUUCCUUCAGGCAACCGCCUUCUUCAUCAUGGGAUUUGGCUAUAUUGGCACUUUUGUCCCCUCUUAGGACAAACGUUACACGAGGAAUCGCUCGUUAUUUUGUUUUUCUGUUUAUUAAUAGCUGUGGAUGUGCGUCGUCCGUUGCUGGAUCAGCACAGCGACGUGGAAGCAGCAAAGCGUCUGCAUGGGAGUUCUUGCUUCCAUUUGGUUUUGUUACAUUUUAUACUGUUUCUUUGUAGAAAGAAUGGUAUUCUUUUAGGUUUGAGCAUAAGAGUUCGAGCUGAGGACUUGAAUGGAAUAUGUCUUUCUUGUGUAUAUUUCUCAAAGUGAAAAAUUUACUUGGAAUGAAUUAUUACACAUGAAAAAUGAGAAACAAAGCUGUCAUGAGCCCACAUGGUCUUUGUUCCUAUUUCCAAAACUAAGCACUGCAACAAUGAUAAUAAGUGUGCAAGAAA